Molecule: messenger RNA, 1135 nt
Organism: Camelina sativa (false flax)
Lineage: Eukaryota; Viridiplantae; Streptophyta; Magnoliopsida; Brassicales; Brassicaceae
Product: ATP-dependent RNA helicase eIF4A
Source: RefSeq, a predicted model, not a curated record
ACUGCGUUUGGGUGUUUACUCUCCAACUUCGUCUCCGUUGGUGUUUUGAGGAGCCGCCGUGACCUGUUUUUGUUGGGAGCGGAACCUUCUCCGGCGAAUCGAUCAAUUUGGGAAAUUCUGAUCCUGAGGUUAUGGAAUCCAUGGAAGCAGCUCCAUCUCCUCCUUUUCAAUCUCCCUCUCGUUCCAGUCAACAACAGUUGCAUUUCUACCUCGCCGUGGAUCGUCCCCAAUUCAAAAUGGAGACAGUAGUGGAAUUGUUGGGGGUUUUAGGUCGUCGUACAUGGCUUCCCAUUGUAGUUUGUUGCAGCUCUCGUGAUGAACUUGACGCACUCUGCUCUUCUUUAUCCACCCUUCCUUACAUUUCAUUAGCCGCUUUGUACAGCGAUCUGGCAGAGAGAGAACGAGCUAUGGUUAUAGAGAAAUUCAGGCAAGCAACAAUCAACUGGAACCAGCAACUUAGCUCUGUAGUAGAAGAAGGUUUGGACGAGAGUGAAACUGGUAAAGAAGAGAAUAAAUCUCAUUUGGUUGUUGUGGCCGAUGUUUGUCUUCCGUUACUCUCAUCUGGAGAAUCUCCUCUUUCCGCACGCGUUCUUAUAAACUAUGAGCUUCCUACAAAGAAGGAAACAUAUUCAAGGCGUAUAACAACUUGCUUAGCUCCAGGUGGUAUUGUCAUAAACAUGGUUGUUGGAGGUGAAGUCACGACUCUCAAAAGCCUCGAAGAAAGCAGCGGCAUUAUCAUCGCAGAGAUGCCAAUCAAUAUUUCUGAAAUCUUGUAACAUUGCCAUGGAUACCGUCUUUAACAACUCUUGAACUUCUCAAAUUACGGGGUUACGGGACUUCUCAAGAGAAACCAUUAGUCUGUGACAAGGCAGAGAGAAGUUGUCUCUCUCUCUCUCUCUCUCUCUGCUGCACCUUUAGCUCUAUUGAGUUGAUCACCUUUGUCUAAAACGCUGCGUUUUGACAGUUUAAUCUAUCAUGCAAGAAAAACCGAACAUUUGGAUAAAGGCAGAAGCUACCUACAUACGUGAUUGUCAUUACAGUUGAAUCACGGUUAUUAUGUAACUAUCAAAUUUAUAAUCUUGUCAGAUUUGUUUUAUACGUGUUAGUUUCUAUAAAGGCUAGCAUUUAGACUCCA